AUGCCGACGAAUGGCGGUGUUCGAAACACUGGCGGGCUGCGUGUGGGCAACACAAUGACCCAAUGGUCCCUGUCAAGAGAGAUCAAGAUAUAUCGGGUCAACAUCAGCUCCGUUCUUGAUCAGGGAUACGUCCGUGGAUUCCACGCGGCCAAGGCAAUGAGCUCCUUCAAAUCGGACCUGGGCCAUUUCGUCGAAGGGUCCAAGUAUUACUAUCAGCGUGUUGCAGAACCGGAGGAGAUUGCGAACAUCGGCGUGUUCCUCGCCUCACACCUUUCGGCUUCCAUCAACGGCCAGAACACUGUCGCGGACAGUGGAAAGGCUGUUGCCGCAUUGGGGGAAACUGUCAUCGGACCUGUUUGCCCGAUGUUGCCAUUUUAA
Molecule: messenger RNA, 378 nt
Organism: Diaporthe citri
Lineage: Eukaryota; Fungi; Ascomycota; Sordariomycetes; Diaporthales; Diaporthaceae
Exons: 2
Coding region: 1-378 (125 amino acids)
Source: RefSeq, a predicted model, not a curated record